GUAUGGUUACGUCAUGGGGAAGGUUGUAGACAUAGCGCAGGAAGUAGUAAUAUGAAUUAUGGUGUCGAUCAACCUAGUAAUUAUUAUGCGAAUUAUGGUCAUCAUCAAGAAUCUGAUCAAUUUGGUUAUGGGUAUAACCAGGAAAAUAUAUUUCAUAAUAUGGUUACUGAUGCAUUUCAUGAAACUACUGCUGUAUUUGCUGAAAAUAUUAUCGAAGAACCCAACAUAUAUGCACAACGCUUUUAUGAUAUGUUAGAUGCUGCUAAUCAACCCAUCUACGAGGGAUGUAGAGAAGGGCAAUCUAAGUUAUCUUUGGCAUCUAGGAUGAUGACAAUGAAAGCUGAUAAUAACUUAAGUGAAAAUUGUAUGGAUUCAUGGGCUGAACUUUUUAAAGAGUAUUUACCACCGGAUAAUAUAUCGGCUGAGAGUUACUAUGAAAUACAGAAGUUAGUUCCCAGUCUUGGGUUACCAUCAGAAAUGAUUGAUGUAUGCAUUGACUAUUGCAUGAUUUUCUGGAGAGAUGAUAAAAAUCUGCAGGAAUGUCGGUUUUGCGGGAAGCCGAGAUAUCAGCCUCCUGGGGGAAGGACGCGAGUACCAUUUAAACGUAUGUGGUACUUGCCAAUAACUGAUAGAAUGAAACGCUUAUACCAAUCGGAAAGAAAUGCAGCGAAGAUGAGAUGGUAUGCUGAACAAUCAACUACAAAUGGAGAAAUUACUCACCCCUCGGAUGCAAAGGCGUGGAAACACUUUCAAACGGUAUAUUCUGACUUUGCUAACGAGUGUAGAAAUUUGUAUCUUGGCUUAUGUACAAAUGGAUUUAGUCCAUUUGGAAUGUCUGGGAGGCAAUAUUCUCUAUGGUCGGUUAUCCUGACGCCAUACAAUCUUCCUCCGGAUAUGUGUAUGCAAAGCGAAUUUCUGUUCCUAAGUAUUCUAGUACCGGGCCCAAAGCAUCCGAAGCGAGCGCUCGAUGUCUUCUUGCAACCGCUGAUUCAUGAGCUGAAGAAUUUUUGGUCUGAAGGUGUCCAGACGUUUGGCCAAGAUGUGGAAAUUGCUGCUACUGUCCGCAACAUUUUUGAAAGAGAUUUCAAAGAGCCUCAUGCCAAUUGGACACAGACGCCGAGUAAAAUAGUAGAACGGUAUUGGCUUGAUCCCAAAACAGAAGCAAAGAGUAUCAACAGUCGUAACGCUCGAUAUCAUGAUCCUGAUGGCACCGGCAUUCAUAUACACCGCUCAGGCCAUACAUCUUUUAAAGCACGUGCUCGGAAACAUACUCAUAGAAAUCCUGAUGGUACUUUUAUCGAUGGAAAGUUGGAGUCCAUCUACAAUGAAGUCUCUUCGAGGAUUCAAGAGAUGGUAUCUGAGCUUUGUGCAGAGGAUAAUAUGGAGAGUUGUGCUUCUGGUGGGUUGUCUAUUCAUACAAAGAACAAGAUUUACACAGAGGUUGCUCGGAGGAAGAAAAAUAGGAUUUAUGGCGUUGGUUCUUUGCAGCAGGAAGCUGCCUCUGCCCAUACCGGUCCACCGCCUCCUCCGACUGAAGAUCCUGUUAUUCUUGCUCCUCAAGCUCAGGCGACGGAGUUAAAACAAAGUAAAGAGAAGAUGCAUAGCUAUGAUGCUUACUUCGAGUACCUUGCCAAGAAGGAUCAUGCAUUUGCUGUUUUAUUUCGAGCCGAUAACCGGAGAAGCACCAACCCAGCAUAUCCAGUCACCACCACCGAGACUACACCUCUGACGAGAAACAAGACCGGUAACGGUACCGCAACUGCAACUGUAUCCUCUCUAUCAAAAUUCUUUUAGUUGUUGUAGAAACUUUUCGCCCUAGGUUUCUAAUGUUUUAAGACAAUGUUUUUUUUUUGUAAUCAACUCAUUUCAAUUUC
Arabidopsis arenosa is the source of this 1874-nucleotide messenger RNA. The record is from the annotation of a GenBank genome assembly. NCBI's taxonomy places the organism in Eukaryota, Viridiplantae, Streptophyta, Magnoliopsida, Brassicales, Brassicaceae.